CCAAACAGACCAGUUAUUCUGCUCUCCUGUACGCACAACAGUUUGGAGACAGAGAGAUGGGCGCGCGCUGCCCUGGUGCCCGGAUUCAUCUUCACUUUAAAAAUCCAACAGCACGCGCAUGGCAAUUUCAGCACGGUCUCCGUGAACAGCGAAGGUGCGGUUGAUUCGGGGCGAUGAAGUUACAUUGGACCGUUUGAAAUCAAUCUGCAAGGACAGGAGCUUGCCUUGCAGAAUCAAAUAACUUAUAGAUUUUUAUUAAGAAAUUACUGAAUUGGAGGAUGCGCGUUUUAUACUCACGGUGAAAUUAUGGUUAUUUUAAAAUUAUUUCACCCCAGGAUUUCAAUUUAUGGACUCUCAGCACACUAGCAAUGGAUGCGUACAACAUUACGCGUGCCUUGGAUAUGGUGAUCAAUUUCAUUCAACAGAAGACAACCUUGGUCGGCAAGCAUUUUACGCGCAGCUUAAAGGAAGCACCUGAGGUUUUUUACAGCACUUGUCUUGAAUAAUGAGAGGAUUUGUAAUAGGGAUCAAAUGUGUCCUUGGUGUGUAGGAUAGUGAGCACACGGAAGACCGCGGAAAUUCAUCCCACAUAGAUUGAAAACUUUAUGAGAACAUCUGCGCGCUGCAGUAACUGGGAUUUGGUUUUGUGCAUUACCUAAACAUGGCACUAAGUGAAAACUGUAAAACACAGCCUGCUAAAGAGACAGGGUCCGUGCAAAACCCGCCGUCUGAUGUUAUUGAACUAAACGUAGGUGGGCAGGUGUAUUACACUCGCCUUCCUACUUUAACAAGCGUCCCCAAUUCCUUGCUGGGUCGGUUAUUCUCGACCAAGAAGGGGUCAUCGAACGACUUGGCGCGGGACCUCCGGGGACGUUAUUUUAUCGAUAGAGAUGGUUUUCUGUUCCGCUAUGUAUUGGAUUACCUGAGAGAUAAACAGAUCGUCCUUCCCGACCACUUCCCCGAGAAAGGGCGGCUUAAACGGGAAGCUGAAUACUUUGAACUCCCCAAACUGGUCAAACUUUUGUCUUACGAUGAGUCUAAACAGUUUCUGGACGACCCUUUCCACGGUGACUUCGACGACGCGUCGCUAGACAGCGAUCAGAGGAUAUAUUCCUCUUACUCUCUGGAUCGGAGGUAUGGAUACAUCACGGUUGGUUUCAAAGGCACAUGCGCGACACCAGGGGGCAAGAUCGGACAGACUGACCCCAAAUCCAAAAAAGUAGUACCUAGAAUCUUCAUUUGCGGAAGGAUUGGCCUCGCCAAAGAAGUGUUCGGAGACACCUUGAAUGAGAGCCGAGAUGCGGACAGACCCGAAGACCGGUACACAUCCCGGUUUUUCCUGCGAUUCCGUCACUUGGAGCGAGCCUUUGACAUGCUGUCGGAGAGUGGGUUCCACAUUGUCGCCUGUAAUUCCUCUCUCACCGCGUCCUCUAUCAGCCAUUAUGCACCAGACAAAGUCUGGUCCAACUACACGCAGUACGUCUUCUACCGUGGCUCGCCCAGAUGGUCUUCGUCCCACUGCGACUGCUGCUGUAAGAGCCACAAGAGUGAACGUGGAGGAGAGAGCGGCACCUCCUUAAACGAGCUGUCCACUUCCUGCUCUGAGACCCAAUCAGAGGCCAGUUCUCCUCAGGGAACAAUCAUACGCGGGCCCGUCAGUCGUCGGCCCCACCCAAUUGCCCAGACCCUGGACCGGCCGCCAAAGACAGGUCCCGUUCAGAUGCUUCAGCCGUCGGAGAUGAGGAGGAAGACGGACUUGCUCCGGGUUCGGAACACUGGGAUACGGGAGCACCGGGAGGCAGCGGCCAAGAGGAAAGCAAACAAGGAGAAGUUAACACCAGAGCAGGAGCUGGAGAGGUGCAUCCAGGACUUCCGCAGGAUCAGAAUUCCGGAGCGCUUCCCAGAGAGGAAGUACUUGUGGCAACAAGAGCUGCUUAGGAAGUACCGUCUCUGAUUGGAGAGGGA
Messenger RNA from Esox lucius (northern pike), 1965 nucleotides. RefSeq names its product BTB/POZ domain-containing protein KCTD16. Gene Ontology annotation, cellular component: postsynaptic membrane; presynaptic membrane. The record is from RefSeq and is a predicted model, not a curated record. Gene Ontology annotation, biological process: protein homooligomerization; regulation of G protein-coupled receptor signaling pathway. Gene Ontology annotation, molecular function: protein binding. NCBI's taxonomy places the organism in Eukaryota, Metazoa, Chordata, Actinopteri, Esociformes, Esocidae. The coding region runs from base 662 to 1954 and encodes 430 amino acids. The transcript has 3 exons.